Molecule: messenger RNA, 3107 nt
Organism: Xenopus laevis (African clawed frog)
Lineage: Eukaryota; Metazoa; Chordata; Amphibia; Anura; Pipidae
Gene: daglb.S
Product: diacylglycerol lipase, beta S homeolog
Exons: 15
Coding region: 167-2194 (675 amino acids)
Biological process (GO): lipid metabolic process; lipid catabolic process; neurogenesis
Cellular component (GO): cytoplasm; plasma membrane
Molecular function (GO): triacylglycerol lipase activity; lipase activity
Source: RefSeq, a predicted model, not a curated record
GCUGAGCAGUCACGUGGGCGGUGAUGUCACAGCUGACAGCAGGAACCUUGGGCCAGGCAAGUGACAGCGCUAGUGCUGUCUCAGUGACAGAGAGGGAAUGCGAUGUGAGCGAUGGUGUUGCAGCAACAUUGAGUAGCUGACGCGAGAGACGCACACGAGGAGCAGGAUGCCGGCCAUGCUGAUGUUCUCCAGGCGCUGGGCAAUAGCCAGUGAUGACCUGGUGUUUCCUGGAGCCUUUGAGCUGGUUAUUCGGCUGCUCUGGUGGAUCGGAAUGUUGGUGCUUUAUUUUGUCCACAAAGGGCAUUUUGAUUGUGUUGGAGGAGCCAUUCUGCGCAGUUACCUGAUUGUUCUGAUUGUCUUACUGGCCUCAAUAAUAUGUGUGGUCUCUGCCAUUGUGUAUGUCAGCAUGCAAGGAACAAUCGCCAACCCAGGGCCUCGAAAAUGCAUGCCAAAACUGGUGUAUAUCAGGCUGGCCCUCUAUGUUCCAGAGUUUGUCUGGGCUGUCCUGGGAGCCAUCUGGGUGUCGGACAAUAGAAUGCAAUGUGAUCGGGUGGUGGUGCAUGUCAUACUCUUUGCAGUCAUUGCCAGUUGGGUCAUUAUACUGCUCACUACAAUAGCCAUAGUGCUCGUGUUUGACCCGCUCGGCCGUAAGAAGACUUUGUACAGACCCAGUGACCCCCAGAACCUGGAGAGCAGCCAGUCAGAGCAAGUACUUUACAACGUUAGGAAGGCAUCCACCCGUGUGUGGGAGACGCGCAUCCGACUCCUGUGCUGCUGCAUUGGCAAAGAUAAUGACAACAGAGUGGCUUUCUCCAACAUCGCUGAGCUUCUCAGCAGUUAUUUCUCUGACACGGAUUUGGUUCCCAGUGACAUUGCUGCAGGGCUCACUCUCCUACACCAAGAACAGGAUAAAGUGGAGCGUAGCAGGGACCCAGAAGAAGUGCUGUGCCAUUCACCAACACAGAAUACAUUUCAGAGUGACAGUCUGGAAACGGAGUUGAAUAAAGCGACUCACUACAUGCAAUUUGCAGCUGCUGCUUAUGGCUGGCCCUUGUAUGUCUACAGCAACCCACUCACCGGCUUGUGCAAGCUCUGUGGACAGUGUUGCCAGAACAGAGCAUCUCAGAAUGAAAUUGCUGGUGGGGACAGGUUUAACUGCCACUUUGGCUCCAUUUUGCAAACCACAGGACUCCAGCACCGGGAUAUCAUCUACAUCAGCUUUCACAACAGGAUCUACGAAAUCCCCUUCUACGUUGCUCUUGACCAUAAGACGGAAUCCAUACUUGUAGCAGUGAGAGGCACUUUAUCUCUAGAGGACGUUCUGACUGAUCUCUCCGCAGACUGUGAGAAUCUUCACAUAGAAGGGGUGACGGGAGAAUCCUUUGCACAUAAGGGUAUAACACAAGCCGCAAGUUACAUAUACAAGAGGCUUAUAAAUGAUGGCAUCUUGAACCAGGCUUUCACCAUUGCACCCGAAUACAAGCUUGUUGUUGUUGGACACAGCUUGGGAGCAGGAGCAGCCGCAGUGUUGGCAAUCAUGCUGCGCAAUUCCUUCCCUAGCCUGACCUGCUAUGCAUUUUCACCCCCAGGGGGCUUGUUAAGCAAAGACCUGGCAGAUUAUUCCAAAAGUUUCAUUGUCUCCAUAAUAGUUGGGAAAGAUCUGGUGCCAAGACUGAGUUUUCCUAACAUGGAAGAUCUUAAGAAAAAAAUACUGAGGAUGGUUGUUAACUGUAACCGCCCUAAGUACCAGAUCCUGCUUCGGGGUUGCUGGUAUGAAAUAUUCGGAGGGACUCCAGAUGACUUCCCAACAGAACUGGAUGGCAGAAACUUUGAAGCUUUCUCCCAACCGCUUCUGGCUGAGCAAAGCCUAAUUGUGCACAGAACAAUGUCUUAUAAUACCUUGACAGAGGAUUCUCCUUCAGGAUCGCCCCAAUAUCCUCUCCUCUUCCUGCCAGGAAAGAUCAUCCAUAUAGUCGAAGACAGAAGAUCGGGAUACUUGUGUUUUUCCGAUGUGAAACACAGUGCAUCAUGGUCAAAAGAGACUUCAUUCAGUAGUAUAUAUAUCAGCCCCAGGAUGAUCACUGAUCACAUGCCGGACAUUGUUCUGAAAGCCUUAAGAAGCUUGUGCCUGGAUCAAACCAGCUGCAGUUCCUGUCAAGCACCACCAGGUGUCGUAGCUGCAAACCAAAUGUAGCCCGGGAAUGGCUUCCCAUAAAGACAGCUUGGCUUUCCUGGGGCUGAAUGGUGAUCCAAAAGGACUUUAUUUUUUCUAUUACAUUGGGAAGCAUCUCGUUGCACUUUAUUUUUUUAAAAACGCUUGAAAGAACCAAGUAUGUGAAAGCUAAGGGUAUAGUGGGCAUCCUUGUCAACACCCCUGAAGCUUAAAGUGUUUGUAUUUAUUAUGAAUCCUCGGGAGAAGACUUUGGCAUCUGUUUUGGCUACUUGAAGUCCAGAUAGUUGCCAUGUUCAGCAACAUACACUGCAACCAGGACACAAUCUACCAGUUCAACAUCGCUGUUGCUUUAUCAGUGAGCAAAGCUGACAUUUUUAUUGCUGUCUAAAGUAACAAAUAGGAGCACAAAGCUGUGCAAAGUGUCCUGUAUUAAUGUGGUUGUCUCAGCAAGUGCAGGCUGGUUUAUACAUGCACAGAAUGCACUACUGACAGAGAAUUGACUUGUCUCUGGACAGGUUCUGCCUUGUACAUAAAAUCAGGAGUUGGAAACAAUGACAGAUGCUGUUACAGUGCGGCUUGGACAGACAUGGGUUUAUUCAAUCAUAUGUGCUCAUGUGUUGUUUGAUAGAUUUGUGUGUGUUUUGUUUUUUUAACUUGUAUACAGUUUUAAAAAAAUAUGUCGGCAGGGCUAGUAAAAUGCUAGUUUCUGAAGCGUGCAUCCUCUGGGGCAAUGAUGUGCCACUAUGGUGCUCCAAAUCUAAGCACAAAAAAACACAAGCGUCCCUCAUAGACUUCUAAGUAACCAGAUGCUCCGAACUCCGAACCUUAAUUAACUUCAGCCUUAGCACACUGCUGCACAGUAAUCAUUGAAGACAUUUCACUACUCAUCCGAGCAUAUGAAAGCCGGUGGUUUCAGAACACUUUAUACAUCCAU